Rotaria socialis is the source of this 840-nucleotide messenger RNA. Lineage: Eukaryota; Metazoa; Rotifera; Eurotatoria; Philodinida; Philodinidae. The record is from the annotation of a GenBank genome assembly.
AUGGCGUCGAACAACAGCAGAAGUAGUAGUGUCAGUUGUGCUGACAGUGGUAUCAGUUGUAGCACCGCUUUGAGCACUGUUACUCCACAAUAUGCUUGUUAUUGGACUCCCAACUGUAACGGGUACCAUGAAUUCGAUGAUUGUCCGAUGCGAAGUCGUCAACUAAGAGGCAAAUUAGGCAUCUAUUACAGUCCAAAUGCUGUCUUUAAACGAUUUAUGCGUGAUCAGAUAAAUGGUCUAUCGUUGGAAUCGAAUCCAACUGGGUGUACAAUGGUUAAUUUAUUAAUUUAUAAAAUAGAAAAUGAUGAGACAUGGUUACUCUUUGCUACGAAACUACUUAGACAAAAACAGCAAAAAAACGCAGCAAAGCCCAGCCAACAGUUAUUAUUAGCAUUACCAUCAUCGAAUCCAUGUAAGAAAGAUGAACUUCAAAAAGAUACAGCUGCAAGAGCAUUAGAAUAUAUUACCAAUGAAACAGAGGUGACAAAAAAAAUCCGAUCCCGUCUCAAACGUUUCCUUUUUGUUGAUGCUAGUGUUAUCUAUCCAUUGUUUUUAAAUAAUGAAGAAGCCAAUCACUUAAAAAAUGAUUUUUCCACAAAUGAAGAAAUUCGUUCUCUUCAUUGGUUCCCUCUACCUAUGGUUUUGAGUCGAAUGCCUCAAUGGGAUGAUUAUUUGAGAACGGAAGCUGCAGAAAAAGAAUUAGCACAAAUAAAACAUAACUUUCCCGAACAAAUGAAGCUGAAUACAGAUAAUCAAGAAUAUACAAUGUGGUCAGUCGCACAAUGUUACCUGAUGUGUAUUAGAAACCAUGUGGGAUUCGAUACAUUUCUUCAGAUAUAA